Messenger RNA from Lactuca saligna, 1818 nucleotides. NCBI's taxonomy places the organism in Eukaryota, Viridiplantae, Streptophyta, Magnoliopsida, Asterales, Asteraceae. The record is from the annotation of a GenBank genome assembly.
AUGGUGUGCAGGUCACAUCAGAAGCUAGAAUAUUGGAAGAUGGAGUUUGUAUCUACAAUCAGUGGUCCUAUUGUUGAAUCAUUAAUGGUUCCUAUGAAGAAACAGUUGGGAUAUCUCUUUUCCUCCACAAAACAUGUUAGGAACAUGAAUACUAAAAUGAAGCAGCUGGAUUUUACAAGUAGUGAUGUCAAAAAGCACAUGGACGCAGACAAUAGAAGUUAUCUGGAGAUACCUACUCGUGUACCGGGUUGGUUGGAAGAGGUUGAAAAGAUUAAAAUAGAGGCUCAAAUCAUUUCAAGCACCGGGAAUGGAUGUUUCAACAUGAAAAUUAGGUAUCGAGCAGGUAGGAAUGCAUUCAAGAUUAAGGAGGAGAUGGAAAGUCUUAUGGAUGAAAAUAGUAAGAUAAUUUGGACAGAUGCUCCAAAACCUCUUGGGAAAGUGAACUCGAAAAUCGCAUCCAGUUUUGCACCUUCGGAUGGUGAUGCCCAAAAUCACUUCAAAUCAAGAGAGAAGACUUUCAAGGAUACGCUUGGGUUCCUUCAACGAAAUCACAAGAUCCAAAUGAUAGCCAUAUGUGGUAUGGGUGGUGUGGGAAGAACCAUGAUGAUGGAACAACUGAAAAAGACUGCAGGAGAUACAAAAAUGUUUGAUUAUGUUCUGAAGGUGGUUAUUGGGCAACAGAUAAACAUGUUUUCUAUUCAGCAAGCUUUGGCUGAAUACAUAAGUCUACCUCUAACUGAAAUGAAUACAACAACAAGGGCAGAACGUCUUCGUAUAUCAUUUACGAACAUGGCAGAAAGAGAACAAAAGGUUUUGGUGAUAUUGGAUGAUGUAUGGGAGAUGAUUAAACUCAAUGAUAUUGGACUUAAUCCUUUGCCUAACGGCUUCAAGUUGUUGCUGACAUCACGGUAUGAAAAAAUUUGCACAGAAAUUGCAGCAGGUUAUUCAGAUUUGAAAAUAGUUAGAGUGGAAGUGAUGGAGGAACCCGAAGCACAGAACUUCUUUUGGAAAAUUACAGGUGCUUUAAAACAACAUGAUAAGGAGCUCAAUAAAAUAAGAACAAAGAUUGUGAGAAGAUGUGGGUUUUUGCCCCUUGCCAUUAAUCUCAUUGCCAUUCGUCUUAAGUUUGAAGAAAAGGUUGCAUGGAGAGAUACACUCCGCCGUUUGGAGAAUAAAAAUCUUGAUUAUGUGCAAGAAAGUAUUAAGAUAAGCUACGACUAUAUAAAAGAAGAGGAUGAAAAACAUAUUUUUCUUCUUUGUGGCUUGUUUCCCGAUGACUUUAAUAUUCCAAUCGAGGAACUCACAAGAUAUGCAUGGGGCCUACGGCUGUUAAAUGGAGUUUCUACUUUUGGAGAGGCUAGAGACAGGACAGACACGUGUGUGCAGAGUCUCAAAAAAGCAAAUUUGUUGAUGGAUAGCGAUUACAUUGGGUGUGUCAAAAUGCAUGAUCUUGUGCUUGAUUUUGUUUUAGGUAGAGUUUCUAAGGGUGACCAUCCAUGGGUAAUUAAUCAUGGUGAUAAUUUAGAGUGGAGUAGUGCUGAAAUGAGCGAGUCUUGCAAAAGAAUCUUUAUUACUUGCACGGGUAUGUCUGAGUUUCCUAGUGACUCUAAGUACCCAAACCUUGCACUUUUGAGACUUAUGCAUGGAGAUAAGUCGCUUAAGUUUCCUGAAGAUUUUUCUAAAAAAAAGGAAAAUCUUGAAGUUAUAGUGUAUGAAAAUAUGCAGUAUCCGUUGCUCCCUGGAUCACUUCAAUGCUCCAACAAGCUUCGGAUACUUGUUUUCCAUCGAUGUCCAUUGAUGUUUGAUUUCUCUGUGUAA